Molecule: messenger RNA, 1428 nt
Organism: Closterium sp. NIES-67
Lineage: Eukaryota; Viridiplantae; Streptophyta; Zygnematophyceae; Desmidiales; Closteriaceae
Source: the annotation of a GenBank genome assembly
CCCCUCACCAUCAGUUUCUUCAGUUCUCCCGUCUUAGUCAGCAGAACCAAGCUCUUUACGAUAAUUCUGCUGUGUCGUGUUUCUCGCUUCGUCUCACUAACUUUACUUAGUAUCGCAUAGCUCGCUUGGGUCUCCAGUCUGCUUCCAUAAACCGUGUGGCGGUCGCACAGCCAGCAAGCGUCAGGCGAGUUUUGCGCCGCUGAUUAAAAUUAGAAGGUCCUUCAAGCAGGUUUGUCACUAUGGCGCGUCGCAACACGGGCCAGCCAGUCGUCGAGGAUGACGAAGACGACUGGGGCUCCAACGCCAAGUGGGUCCCUCCCUCGCAGCGCGCCGCAACCGGCGGCGGCGGCGGUGAGCAGACGCUGAAGGACCUCGAAGACGAGGCGCUGCAGAAGAACAGCGAGUUAACGGACGCGACGCUUAAUCUCCGGCGAAUCACGGAGCAGACCAAGGGCGUGGCGGGACAGACGCUGGUGACGCUCAAGGAGCAAGGCGACCAGAUCCAACGCAUACACGAGAACGCGGUCACGCUGGACCAGGAGAUGGAGAAGUCCGAGAAGCUUCUGAGCAAGCUCGGCGGGAUGUUCUCGUUCGGAUGGAAGCCGAAGAAGGGCCACAAGAUCAAAGGCCCCAAGAGCUCAGCCAACAGUUCGGACUCGGCAUCGGGGGAUGCAGGGAGUCGCGAGGCCUUGGGGUUGAAAGCGCCUAAGGCGGGGGCGGCGGCUCCUAAAGGCUCGGAGGGCAUGACAGCCAUGGAGAAGAUCGAGAUGGAGCGCAAAUUCCAGGACGAGGUGCUGGAUGACGUCAGUGACGGGCUGGAUGCGCUGAAGAACAUGGCGAUGACCAUGGGGUCCGAGAUGGACAAGCAAGACAAGGCUUUGGACCACCUGUCAGACGACGUGACGGAGAUCAACAGCAGAGUCAAGCAGUCCAACAAGCGCGCCGCGAAGCUGCUUGGAAAGCGCUAGCUAGCCCAGUACCACACGCCCGCUUCAGCAUAUGUGCUAGUCUAGUCUAUUGCACCCCUUAGCACCUUAGUUGGUAGAGUGGAAAUCGCCCUUGUGUGUGCUGUCUGUGUCGUCUCUGUCACCCCGUUGGUGCGGUGCUGACAAAGAGUCCCAUCCAGGGGCCAUGUGUCCCCUCUGGUGCCCCUGCUCAAAUUUCUCCCCUUCAGCAGCUGUCUAUUAUGCUGCUGAGCUUCUUUUCUAAUAUAUUCCGCCCCCUGCCCCUUCUGCUGUUUUGGUUCUGGGCUGGGUGGGUGCAUCAACGGCUGCUCUUGCGCAGUGCUGUUACCUUGUAUGCAACAAUGUACAUGUGUUUUUGCCUCUUCUAAGUGGUCAUCAUGUAGAUAUAGAAAAUCAUACAAAUCUGGUCUGGUGAUAAUGUACCUAGUGCCUGCUCUGUACAUGAACGUUUUUUAGUUGACUA